UUCUAUUUUUUUUGUCGCUAAAAAAAACUUAAGCGAUAAACCUCGUAUGAUUUUCUACGCACAGAGCAAAGAAAACCGCUCCCGAAUCCCGAUUUUGCUACUCUCCCUCAUUUCUUCACUCAUGAAUCCACAAAAUAAGACACAAUUUCCCAAAUUCAAGUAAUUUCUAGUCCAUGGAAGCGGAAAAGGUUUCAAUUUUUCACCACCCUUAACUUGUCCUAUACUUUGAUUUGUUUUGCUUUCUACUGUGAUUGGUUUUCAUUUUUUUUUUUGAAAACAUUUUAGCAGCCAUUAAGGUUGUUACUUUUUGUUUUGUAUAAGAAAAGAUGCAAUCUUUGGUUUCAUCAAAGUUUCUUGUGCUUGUUGGAGAAUCAUUCCCCAUGAGAAGGGCUUUAUUGAAUUCUAGGUUUGCUUGGUUUCAUAGUAGUGUUCGGUGUACGAGCCAUGUAGAACCCAAUCAUGGUUCUCUCACCCUUUCAACCCUUGGGUUUGAAACUGAAAUUGAGCCUAAGAUUAGAACUAAAUCAAAAAUGGUUAAGCCAUUAGGUUCAUCUGAGGGGUUCAAGAAUAAAAGAAAACCCUUUGGAAUUGGAACUGGUGAGAAGAAAGGAGUCAGGGUUUUGAGUAAACAAGAAAUAGAGUCUGCCCCUUUUGCUGCUAAGUCGUUUUCGGAACUUGGUGUUCCUGAAGUUUUGAUUGAGAGGCUAGGAAAAGCGGGUUUCGAUGUUCCGACCGAGGUUCAAUCUGCUGCGGUUCCGACCAUUUUGAAGAACCGUGAUGUUAUAAUUCAGUCGUAUACGGGUUCGGGGAAAACAUUGGCUUAUCUCCUUCCCAUAUUGUCUGUUAUUGGGCCGUUGAGAGGUGAGAAUUCUGGCGGUGAUGGUGACGGUGGUGAGACGGGGAAGAAAUUGGGUGUUGAAGCGGUGAUUGUUGCUCCGUCUAGGGAACUUGGAAUGCAGAUAGUGAGGGAGUUUGAGAAGAUAUUGGGAAUGGAUAAUAAGAAAAUGGUCCAGCAGCUUGUGGGAGGUGCGAACCGAACCAGGCAGGAAGAAGCUUUGAAGAAAAAUAAACCUGCCAUUGUUGUUGGUACGCCUGGUAGGAUAGCUGAGCUUAGUGCAAGCGGGAAACUUCGUACACACGGCUGUCGGUAUUUGGUAUUGGAUGAAGUUGAUGAGCUUCUUUCGUUCAAUUUCCGGGAAGACAUGCACAGGUUAUUGGAGCAUGUUGGGAGGAGAUCGGGUGCAGACCUAAACUCAAAUGCUAAAAAGACUGAGCGUCAAUUAAUUAUGGUUUCUGCAACCGUUCCGUUUUCGGUUGUAAGGGCAGCUAAAAGCUGGGGUUGUGACCCACUUCUUGUUCAAGCUAAGAAAAUCGUACCGCUUGAAACUUUGUCUCCUGAGCCAGUCAAGUUGUCGCAGAGCUCGAAUACUACCUCGUCUAUGCCAUCUAAGGCUGCAGUCGAGAGUCUACCUCCCGCAUUGAAACACUAUUAUUGUGUAGUGAGGUUGCAACACAAAGUUGAUACAUUGAGAAGGUGUAUUCAUGCACUGGAUGCAAAAUUUGUGAUAGUUUUCAUGAAUCAUACUAAGCAGCUAAAGGAUGUUGUCUUCAAACUGGAAGCUCGUGGGGUGAAAGCCGCAGAGUUACACGGAGAUCUCGGGAAGCUUGGCAGGUCGACAACUCUGAAGAAAUUCAAGAACGGCGAGGUUAGAGUUCUUGUGACAAAUGAAUUAUCAGCAAGGGGUUUGGAUGUAGCAGAAUGUGAUCUUGUGGUUAACCUCGAAUUGCCGACAGAUUCAAUUCACUAUGCACAUCGAGCCGGUCGAACCGGUCGGCUUGGUAGGAACGGUACAGUGCUAACCAUAUGUGAAGAGUCAGAGGUUUUUGUUGUGAGAAAAUUGAAGAAGCAACUUGAAUUACCGAUAGCAUGCUGUAAUUUUGUCGAAGGAAAGCUUCUUGUGACAGAAGAAGAAGAGCAUACACUAACCGACACUUCUUGAAGACGAGGUGUUGUAAUUUUGUAACUUGUUUAGAUGACAUUGUUUCCAUUUUUGUGUUUCAUUCUUCAUUGAAGUUUCUUUCACUCUCUGCUAAUGUUUAUUUAUAUGCAUCAAAGCUACAUUUAGAGUAUUGUUUUC
Lathyrus oleraceus (garden pea) is the source of this 2138-nucleotide messenger RNA. RefSeq names its product DEAD-box ATP-dependent RNA helicase 47, mitochondrial. The transcript has a single exon. NCBI's taxonomy places the organism in Eukaryota, Viridiplantae, Streptophyta, Magnoliopsida, Fabales, Fabaceae. Bases 327 to 2000 code for a protein of 557 amino acids. The record is from RefSeq and is a predicted model, not a curated record. Gene Ontology annotation, molecular function: RNA helicase activity; ATP binding; RNA binding.